Molecule: messenger RNA, 1229 nt
Organism: Neocloeon triangulifer
Lineage: Eukaryota; Metazoa; Arthropoda; Insecta; Ephemeroptera; Baetidae
Exons: 7
Coding region: 230-751 (173 amino acids)
Source: RefSeq, a predicted model, not a curated record
AGAAAAAAAAUAAACGACGUUUAAAUGACGCAUUUUAGCAAAAUGAUGUAAUAUAUGAAUUAAACACAUUGUUUGUUUUCUUUUGCGGUUACAACGAAGAUAAGGAUUUUGAUAAUUUGCGGCAAUUGUGCAUCAGCUGUGAUGAGCGAUUCCGGUUUGACAUUGCUUUAUUUAAGAGAGGAAAUUUAUUAGCACUUUCAACUCGUACAAAAUUUUUUGUGCUGCAAGCAUGAGCGCUGUAGACUAUCUUGAAGUGAUCGCCGAACCUUCCGGCGCGACCGACAAUUCCAGAUUACAAAUUUGUGCUGGGCCUUCGGACCCGAAUUCGGCCCGACUGCCGCUGCCGACGAGAGUUUUCUCCAAAAUGUCCACCAAGAGUUGUUCGACGAGAAACCUGAAGAUCGCCUUUGCCGUGAUUUUGAUUUCCUUCUUCAUCGGCACCGCCCUCCUUAAUUAUUUCCUCUUUAAACUCAAAACCUUGGAUCUGAUUGAAACUAUUGAAACGAAAAAUGAUGAGCUAAUGAGGACCAUUAAUGAGACUGAAACUGCCCAGCGCCUCCAUCAGUUGGAAAAUAGAGAUUUGAUAGAAAACGCCAAGAAGGAUUUUAACCACAGGCUGGACGCAUUUGCCAAGAGCCACAAAAUUUUGACAGCAAAACUGGUCAAAGUUGAAAAACUCGCCGACCGCCACUCUCAGACCUUGCAAAGAUUCUUGCCUCACUGCAGCCUUGCUCGAUCAGCAAAAUUGUGACGCUCUCUAACGGCAAAAACUACAAUUUUUCUCUUCCAAAUGUGGGAAACUGGAGUUUUGCCAACGAAUCUUGCGCCAAGCAGGGUCUUCACUUGGCCACCAUCACGGAUUCCAGAGAUGCCCAAGUGGUGGCAGCACAAGGCGAAAAGAUCAAGCCUGGUUGGGGUUGGUGGGUUUCGGGAAAAAGAGGAAGUGAAAAGGACUUCCGCUGGCAAGAUGGCGCCAAGUUGGAGUUGAACAGUCCGUUGUGGUACGACGAAGCGGACAAGUCAAAGGAUUGUGUUCGUAUCCACGAUUGGAAAACCAAAGGAAAACUUUACACGUUUGAUUGCACCGAUAGUUUUCGGCCUUUCAUUUGCGAACUGCCCAGCGAGUGCUACUCAUGAUUGGUUUUAAAAUUUAAUUAUAUGCAGAGAAAUUAAUUAAUGUUGAUUGUCUUUGUUAGCCUCUUCUGUAUGUUUUGAGAAUAAAAAAUACU